CUCAUAGCCGCCGUUACCGGUACUGUGUAUGAGGCCUUAUAAUGUAAGAAGAGUAAAGUUACACACUUUCAAUUCAUUCACCUAUUCGGUGCCUUAUUAGAACGUAGACUAGCAGCUAUUUUAUACGUGAAUUAAUACAAACGUUGACACAGACUAUCUCUUGUACGGGAGCGCGAGUGACGUUCGCAACAAAAAUGCUAACUCGUUUAAAAAAGUUUAGUUCUGUUAAUUUUAAAUAGUUCCUUAGCAUUAUGUAUCGGCGAAGCUAGUUCAUCACGUUCAAACAUAAAUCACGUGCUUCAACUUUUUUUUCUAUUUUUGAAAAAGGAGUAUUAUUUGUUUUUGUUUAUUUUUUGUUUUGAAAUGGAUGAGGCUUUUGCUCAUUGCGAUGGGAGUGCAAAGAAGUUUAAAAAGGGUCUGGUGCCUCCCGAUGGUGGAUGGGGGUACAUGAUAGCAGUUGGUGUAGGAUUCACAUUCAUGUUAGGAUUCGGUUCAUCGAAUGCGUUUGGUAUUCUUUUCAACAAUUUCUUCAUGGAGCAAGGGGGCGCUAGUGGACUGCCUUUGGUAAUAGGAGUUUACAAUGGAGCAUUAUCCAUCGCUGGUUUCCUUAGCGGUAUAGCUUUAAAGAAAUACUCAUUCAGGCAAGUUGGGCUCGUUGGAGCGGGCCUUUUCGUAUUGGGUGACGUCAUGACUAUUUUCGUACAAAAGACUUACCAGCUAGUAUUUACCUUUGGCGUAAUUAGAGGUGCCGGUUUCGGAGUCAUGAUACCAGUGUCUUUUACGGCGUUCAAUUGUUAUUUCACCAAAAAAAGGACCACGAUGAUGAGUGCCAACCAGACCAUGAGCAGUAUGGCCUCCAUAACAUUUCCGAUGCUAGUGACGUAUCUUCUUGCGGAGUACGGCUUUAGGUGGACGCUAAUUUUGAUUAUGGCCGUGGACCUCCAUCUUGUUUUCGCUAUGCUCGUGAUGCAUCCUGUGGAAUGGCAUCUCAUCAAAUCUGAUGACCCUGAUGCGGGUACUGAACUAACUAUAUCUCAUGUGAAAAAGUUGAAACGUGAUAGUUGUGAUGAAAGUGUUAUAAAAAUGUUACCAGGGAAUAGAGGAGAGGAGUUUGAUGUAGAUACCGCUGAGAGAGGGAAGCGACACGAGUCUCUACAAAAAAGUGUGAUUAAAAUAAUUUAUGAUAACAUCGAGUUGGAUUUGCUGAAGGACCCCAGGUUCGUGAGCACGCUAGUAGGUCUGGGUUUCGCAUUCGUCUCGGAUGUCACUUAUUUGGCUAUGGAACCCAUGCUUUUAUUCUCCUACGGGUUCUCAAAGAUCGAAGUGGCCACAUGUGUAAUGGUUGGUGCCCUAGCGGACCUAGUGGCCAGAUUGCUACUAGCUGUCUUCACGUAUUUCUAUGUCGUGGACAGCAGAAAGUUAUUCUUUGCGGGCACUUGUGUCACUGUGGUGUUGCGAAUUGCUCUGGUGAGUUCCGGUGCGUUGUGGUACGUGUUCGUGAUGACUGCCGUAUCUGGUCUGGUGCGGUGUUCGGUUCAAGUCCUAUUUCCGUUGGUGCUGGCGACGGCGGCGCCGGACAAGUUCCCCGCUGCUUUAGCGCUGCAUAUUCUCUUCUCGGGAGCGCUAAUGCUUAUGGCUGACCCAUUAAUAGGUGUGCUAUACGAAGCGACAGGGAGCUACGUCUUCUGUUUUUUGGCAAUGAGCUUCUGUUGCCUCAUAUGUGUCGUGUUGUGGACUAUAGAGUACUUUGUGUACAGAAAAUCUAAUAAGUGAAAGUGAAAAUGUAUUAAUUAUUUACUUUAAAACUGUACUAAAAUACUUAUUGUAUCAAAAAGUAAUAAGUUUUAGAAGUAUGAAGUUUCUUCAGUUCUUUACAUAUCUAGUAUCUAUGUACUGAUUUAAGGCAGGUACUCAAUGUAAGGACCAAAGAUAUUUGAAUAAUACGUUGUAGUUUAAUGUUUUUUACACGAACUGAUCUUAUAGUACAAAUGUGACUGAACCCUAAAUUUGUAUUGUAAAAACAUUAUUGCAUUAAAUAUAUUAGAAUAUCAUUAAAACCUAUUUUGUUAGAUAUUAAAGUUUUAGGUAAGGCUGUAGCCUUGCUGUAUCAGUGAAAAUCAUUUGGUUGAAUAAUAAUUUGACAUGGAUAGCGCCUUUGCUUUAAUAAUAGCAAUAUACUUUAUAAUAAUAUAUUGCUUUAUAAGGCACAAGAUUUUUUAUAACGGUACUGACUGUACCUAGUUUUACCAACAGGUCAAAUAUAAAUUAGUUUAAGUUUUAUAAUUUUGAUGAUUUCUAUGAUAUUUGAUACUAUAUUCCAUAAGUAAGUCUCAAAUAUACCAAUCUAGUAUUUAUACAAUACUCACUAAUUUGAGCAUAAUCAGGUGAUUGCAGUUAAAUGCCGGACAUAGGCCUCUUCUAAGGCACGUCUUAAUGAAUAUUAUUUACCAAUAUGCUUAUUGCAUACCACCCAAAUAUAUCAAUAUCGAUUACUCACUUCAAAGAUGUUUACAAAUUUCGAUUGAAUUUUGAAGUACCUACCUACAUAUGUAAAAUGUUUUUAAUGACUAACUGAAAGAUGCCCUGUGAUAGAAGAGGAGAUAAAAUUUGAAAGAUACUUGGCUGCUGGAUCCUUAUGUAUUUCCUUGUUAAUAAACCCGACAAAUAUCAAUUUACUCUUUUUGGGGUUUCAAUUUAAUUGGGGUCAGUGCAGUUUAUUUAUCCUUUUAAUUCAAUUCCUCGUUGUCAAUUGAUUAUCUUCCACCCCUCUCGUUCCUUCAUCAUCUUAUCUCUUUAUUAUUAUGUUUAAUAAGAGUGCUAAAUAAGGAUCUGUCUGUUGGUAAGCGGCUACUAUAAGCAGUUGUCCCAUCGCCGGCGAGGAAGCGACUUAUUAUUAGCUAUUUUCUUGUUCAAGAAACGCACAAUAGAUAUUCAUUCCGUGUAAACAAAAGAGAUGCGUAUAUUAAUAGUUGAUCACUGACUGUUCACACUGCCUGCGAGAACUCGCUCCACUAGUUUGUCGCUAAGCGAAAGAGAGCUACCAAUGGUAAUACUCGCUGAGUAAUACUGGCUCAGCGAUGCUUGUUUGUCUCCAUACAUCCACAUGCGUUUUUGAUCAAGAUUGUAUCCGCGAGCGAGUGGCGUGAGUAAUCUCUCGUCGUACUUGCACACUCGUUUACUAUCGGAACUGCACACUCUCUUCCUGCUCAUCGUCAACUCAUUGCUUAUUUUU
Molecule: messenger RNA, 3232 nt
Organism: Chilo suppressalis (striped riceborer)
Lineage: Eukaryota; Metazoa; Arthropoda; Insecta; Lepidoptera; Crambidae
Source: the annotation of a GenBank genome assembly